GUCGGGAUGGAGGGUGUCGUCCACCAUGUUGUGGAAGGAGACGGAGGGGUCUGAUGUGCAGGGGCGUGUGGCUGCACCCUCUCCUGCAGGUUGAGUUGAGUGGGAGUCGCCGCGGGUCUGCUACGCAAAGUGCCUCCUUUCGGUGCGGCAACCAAGCCGGAGCGGACCAGUAGUGUCGGAGUUGUCACGCCUACCGUAGUCACAUGCACUGUUGUGGUUCCUUACUUCCCUCGCUGGGUAGGUGAGGGAGUCUAUUGCCAUGCGAUGAGAUCUCAAGACCGAGGAAGAGAACCGUGGUGCCCCUCCAGAGUCGAGGAGGCUGAUUGGAUCUGGAUGAAAGCGGCAGCAGACAGAGACAGAGAGGAGAGGGCAUUAUAGCAGAUGCGAGCGCUUGGCCACGGUGGCGCCUUUAAAGUAAGCGAACAGAAAGACGAACAGGGCUGCAAGAACCCUCGCACAUGUACGCGCAGACACGCACACACACACACACACACACACACACACACAGACACACACACACAUACACGGACACAGACACACAGACACACAGACACAGACAGACGCACACAGACGCACACAGACGCACACAGAAACAUUUCCAUCGGGGCGCGGUCAGUCCCGGUGUCAUUUUGCAGCCUAGCUUGCUUUCCUCAACUUUCUCCCCCCUUCUUUCCUGCUCCCCCCUUCGCCCCAUCCUUUUCGUCCCCUCCUCCUCCUUCUCCUCCGCUACGUGGUUUGCAAAGUUGGUGCUUGUCGGGGUGAAUGCCGGGGGUUCACUCUUGUGUCAGUGCGGUGUUCUCCGCGACGCUGGGCUGAGCGACUGCAGCAACCCACAUACUUCGGUCGUUCCCACCCGCCAGCCGCUCGCGCACGGCGCUCCCGGUGAUGGACGACCCGCCCAGCAACGGUUACAUCGCGGAAGUCGCUCCUCCGAUGAACAGUGUUUCCGCCAUAGCCGCGGAUAGUGUGGGGAAAUUCCCGUCCGCGACCUCGGUCGAUUCACCGGCCGCCAGCGCCCCGUCACUUCCGAAGGCCACCACCACCACCACCACGCCGACGAUGAUGGUACCGGACGGCGCCGUUGUGCCGGUUCCAAAACUGCCGGACCUUGGGGAGGGCAUGCCGGGCCCCGGAAGUUCCACGCAGGCGACUGCGGGACCACCGGGAAAUGGGGGGGUGACGGUGGCCACGCAGGGGGUUAUUGAUAGCGCCAGCGGCGGCGGGGAUGGCCCCGCGCGGACGGCGGCUGCUGGUGCUGCUGCGUCAGCUCCGACGGCAACAGGGAUAGGGCUUGCAGCCAUCGGGUCCCUUGCGCCGAGUGGCGGAUCCAAGCAGCCCACCCUGAAUUCCAGUAGCGGUGGUGCAACCUCUGUUGCGAAUGUGGACCAGGCGGUGUCCUCGGGCCUGGAGGUUGUUGCCGCCGGUUCGGCUGGAACCGAGGAACAGUUUCAGCCUCGGAUUAGGGCGCCCGUCACCGUAGAUGAUGAGGAGGAGGACGAUGAUCAGGUCGUGGCGUUCGUCCGGCAACCCUCUUUGGGGCUUGCUGAGCCUGCGGGCACGACCCCACCAGGCAGCGCAUCCGACGUGGAGGGGACCGAUUUGGCGUUGUCGUCACAACUGGCCGUGGGCAGUAAUCCCGCGGGUGGCAGCGCCGCCAGUGGUGGCGGCGACGAAGACGGGAAUGCGGCCGUACGCUCGCCGCUUCUAUCAUCUUCGCCGGCUAUUUCGUCCGUGGACACCGCCCUGAGCCUUCAGCUCGGGAGCGACGAGUCGGACAUCGUCGGUCUUGCAGCACAUUCAGCAUUGAUGAGACUGAACGAGCUAGCCUCGGGAAAGUCCUCUGUGGACCCUCGCAUUCUGCAGGGCGUGGAUGAGCAGCAGUUUGGGAACAGGGUCGCUCAACUUGCUAUAGCCAAUCAGCUUGACCCGGAUAGUCCGGAAAUAAACUCCAUCGUGGAGGCGUUGCUGCCCGUCGUUAGAGAGCUUAACUCUGCUGCGGAAGGCGGGUUGUCGCCUAUGCCGGGGGGCAGCACAGGAGGGUCCCCUGGGGUGUCGCUCACACCUUCAGGUUCUUUCCCGGCGCGCGACGACGGACUGUCUAUCCGAGCGCCAUUGACGGCGGACGACGAGGAGGAGGAGCUACUAGAGGCGGAGGGCGAACCGGAAGUGAUGUCUAGAGGAGUAACGGAUGAGAGGGUGGUGGUGGCCAGGCAGGCAGGAGACGCCGCUGCCCUAACUGCUGAGCAGCAGAAGGGACUGCUGUCGGGGAUGACUGACACAGGUGCGACUCCAGAAGACGCCGUGGGCGAGGCGGCGGCGGCGGCAGCAGCACCUGCGUACUUCGGCCCCGCCGACGAAACGGACGGGGAGGACGACGACGAGUUGGAGGACGAGACGGAGGAGGAAAUGGAGGUGCAGAGAGCGCUUGCUUCGGCCUCAGGAUUGCCUGUGCGAGUUGCGCAGGAAGAGAGCAUCGCUGGUCCUCCUCCGCCGCCGACCGCUUUUGCUGCGGCGGCGGCUACUGAUGCUGGAUUGCCGCGGUCGCCGGCCGAGUCCCCCGUCAAUGCGCUAGUGGGACUGACUGACAUCGCAGGAACGAACACCGUGGGGGAGCAGAAGAACGAGGGAUAUGAGCAGCAGGCUGUGGCUGCGCCUCGAGAGGCUCCUCCUUCCGCGGCUGUCGGAGAUCGAACAGGCAUGGCCGCCGCCUCUUUCCCGACAACCAACGGGAUGGUGGAUGCGACGUUGAUGCAGGGCGAUGAUCCGAUCGGUGAUGAGGAUGAUGACGUGGCUGAAUGGGAUGACGAGGACGAUGACGUGGAUGAGGACGAUGACGUGGACGAUGAGGACGAUGACGAAGAGGAAGUCGAGGAGGUGGAUGACGAGGAGGUAGAAGAUGAGGAGGCGCCAGCCAGGGCUCCGGCAUUCAAUCCGCUAAUGAGUAUCCCGCGCUCGGCGGCAGGAUUGGCGGGGGGGUUGGAAGGGGCAGGUGUGGCGGUGGCCGCGAAUGGAAACGGCAGCAACAACAAUCCUGCGUUGAGUGGGGGGAGCAGCUCCGCGGGACCGACACGUGCGGCCGAUCCCGCGCAAAUGGCCAACCCUGGCGGAAGCGGGACGGGAGGUACUGCUGGUGGCGCUGACUCGAGGGCGCCAGCUCUGGAGCCAGCCACGAGGGCAGCGUCGGCGUCUUCCCUGGUAGGGGGAGGAGGCGGAUCAGCGGGCGGUCGUUCAGGAGGGGGAGCGGCGGGAGCUGCUGCUGCCAAUCCUGCGAGAUCUGUCCUCAGCGGGACGGCCGCUCAGCCGGCGCAGACGGGGGCAGGGGCAGCCGCGGAGGACCCGACCGAUCAGUUCCGCGAGAAGCGGGAGAAACUUCAGAACAUUCGGGUGAAGCUGCUGCGUGUCGCGCAGAGGCUGGGAAGAAGCGCGCGGGAUAACGUUGUCGCACAGGUUCUGUACAGGCUUGAGCUGGCGGAGCAGCUGAGGGCAGGGCGAAGCCUUGCCAGGGGUAGCGUGUUCGCGUUCGACCGCGCGGCUGCCAUAGCCGAGGAGCAGGAGGCCGCCGCCGGUGCGGACUCGGACCUGGAUUUCACCUGCACUAUCAUGUUGCUGGGGAAGACGGGCGUUGGGAAAAGCGCCACCAUCAACUCCAUCUUCGACCAGCCCCUCUGCUCCGCGAAUGCGUUUCUGCCCGAAACGAAGACCGUGAGGGAGGUGGUCGGCACCGUGCAUGGCAUUCAGGUCAGGGUGAUAGAUACCCCAGCUUUGCAGCCGUCGAUGAUGGAUCAGAGGAAGAAUGAGCAAGUCAUGGCGUCGGUCAAGAGGUUUGUGAAAAAGCGUUCCCCGGAUAUCGUCCUGUACGUUGACAGGUUGGAUAUGCAGAGCAGAGAUUACGGCGACUUGCCGCUGCUGAAGACGAUCACCGACACCUUCGGUCCUUCCGUUUGGUUCAAUGCUAUCGUCGUUCUCACCCACGCUUCGGCGGCGCCUCCCGAAGGUAGCAACGGCCAGCCGAUCAGCUACGAGAUGUACGUCGCGCAGAGGUCGCACGUCGUUCAGCAGACCAUCCGGCAGGUGGCGGGCGACAUGCGCCUGAUGAACCCCGUUGCACUGGUGGAAAACCAUCCCAAUUGCCGCACGAAUCGCGCCGGACAGAAGGUUCUGCCCAACGGGCAGGUGUGGAAACCGCACCUCCUGCUGCUAUGUUUCGCGUCCAAGAUCUUGGCGGAGGCGAACGCGCUGCUGAACCUGCAAGAGAGCAGCUCCACAGGAAGGUCGCUGGGAGGAGGAGGGGGCGGGGGCGGAUUUGGAGGAGGGGGAGGGGGGCGCGGGUUCGGCGCCAGGCCGAAGGUGCCGCCGCUGCCGUUCCUACUGUCUUCGCUGAUCACGUCGCGACCGCCGCGGAGAUCGCCAUACGAGGAUGCGGAGAGGUCGGACGAAGAGUCGGAGUCUGGGUCGUCGUCCUCUUCGGAUGAAGAGUCGGAAAUGGAACAGGAGACGGGAAAUCAGGUGGGGGAGGCGGAGGAGGAGGAGGAGGGAGGAGAUGAGGCCGAGGAGGAGAGGGGGGAGGGAAAGGAAAGGAAGGUGGAGCGGUCGAGACGGAGGGCGGAAAGACGGCGAAGAAGGGAGGCGAAGGAGAACCGCAAGAAGGAGAUGGAGGCUAUGGCAGCUGAAGAAGACGACGAAGAGAACAAGCCGAAACAGGUGGCCGUUCCAGCGCCUGACCCCGCCCUGCCCCCCUCUUUCGACAGCGACAACCCCGCGCAUCGCUAUAGGUUCAUGGAGUCCGCCAGUCAGUGGCUUGUCAGGCCUAUCGUUGAAAACCACGGUUGGGAUCACGAUAGCGGGAUCGACGGUUUCAGCCUCGAUAAGGCAUUCAUGGUCAGAAAGAGAAUCCCAGCCAACAUCAGCGGCCAGAUUACCAAAGACAAGAAGGACGCGAAUCUGACACUGGAGAUGGAGGGCUCCAUUCCUCACGAUGAGUGGAGGGUGACCACUAGCGGCUUCGACGUGCAGACGGUUGGCAAGGAUCUCGCCUUCACCCUCCGGAGCGAAACGCGAUUCAAGAACCUCAAGAACAAUAAAACUGUGGGAGGGUUAUCCAUGAGCAUGGUGGGUGGGUCCAUGGCAGGUGGCUUGAAGCUGGAGGAUAGACUCAAAGUGGGGAAGAGGCUGAAGUUGGUUAUGAGUGGCGGUGCGAUCACAGGAGGAGAUCCUGGGACGUUUGUGAGGGGGAGAGGAGACGUUGCCUAUGGGGGAAACAUGGAGGUGACCAUCACGAGGUCCAAUCCGGAGGAUCCCACGAGGACGACAAUCGGCUUGUCGAUGAUGGAUUGGAGAGGUGACGUGGCGCUAGGAGGGAAUUUGCAGACGCAGUUCGUAUGGGGCAAGGCAAUGAUGGUCGGCAGAGCUAACCUGAACAGCCGUGGACAGGGGCAAAUAUCCAUCAGGACGAGCUCGAACGAGUUGCUGCAGAUUGCACUUGUCGGUCUUGUGCCCAUGCUCAAGUACCUCUUUACCCGCAACCAGGAUAUAUCUCCUGAUAUGUGAAUGUUGAGGGAGCGCUUUCAAGUUGUCUUGAGCGAGUACGACGCUCCCUUCUCUCUCUCUCUCUCUCUCUCUCUCUCUCUCUCUCUCUCUCUCUCUCUCUCUCUCUCUCACUGUUCUGGCCAGUGCUUGUCGUGCUCACGGAGAAGCAGAAAGAACGAUUGAUUUACUUAAGCCCAGAAACAGAAAGAACGAUUGAUUUAGCUAAGCCCAGAACCAGAAAGAACGAUUGAUUUAGCUAAGCCCAGAACCAGAAAGAACGAUUGAUUUAGCUAAGCCCACGCUAUUUCUUGGUCGUUGCGAAGGAGCGUGGGAAGGUACGGGGCGUCGUUGGUUGUCGGUUAAACGAAAUGGGGAAGGGGUUCAUUGCUUCGUUGCUUGAAAACAAAGUAGUUUGUGGGUUGAAGCAAAAAAUGGUCGGAAGGGUUCUUUCGGUUCUCGCCUGGAAGGACAUGAGCGAAGCUCUGUGUUAGCUUUUGUAUGUUGAAAGGAGGAGGGUGUCGACUUGAAGGAUGGCCAUGGCAGUUGCUGUUUUGUCCGUUGAAAGAGAGUUUUGGCGGUCGAAUGCGAAUGUCGAUCGAUCAAUCAAUCAAUCAAUUGCGGAACAAACAAAGAAGGGAAGGUUGAAGGAUUGUAAGGGCGAUGGUUAAGUCGAUGAUGCGGACAUAGUAGAGAUGGGUGUCGUGGAGGAGAGGAGGGAGAAGAAUGGAGUGCUGAUUUUGCUGUCUUCUUCCAUGAAUCCGGUUUUUGGCGGGAAAGAGGAUUUCCGGGUUUUGGCGGGAAAGAGGAUUUAUGAGAGGAAAGGUGUCCCAGCAUGCAACCUAGAGGGAAGGAGCCGUGUGCAAGCGGUCGCGCUCUCUAUUUGAUGACUAGAAGAAGAUCCGAUGGCUCAUUCAUUUACGAGCUAUCUAUCUCCUCUGAUUGUGUGAGGGCAGAAGGGACGUGGAAUGGGGAAUGCAUCAUCAUUAAAAACAAAGAUCCAAUUGGACC
Chara braunii is the source of this 6534-nucleotide messenger RNA. The record is from the annotation of a GenBank genome assembly. Lineage: Eukaryota; Viridiplantae; Streptophyta; Charophyceae; Charales; Characeae.